ACCACCACCUUCCUUGUACAAAAAGGAGUUUCCAUAUUGGUUUUUCAACGAAAAUUCCACAUAAACAUAAAUAUUCUUAUAUUCAUUAACUAUUAUACGCUUCUUCUGGUUUGUAACACCCACCGAUAAUAAUAUCAGAAAACAAGCACACCCUUCAAGCCAAAUCUUCAUUUUCAUUGCUGUUUUGUAGAGUUUUUUCCUCAUUCUUUGGCUUUUUGCUCAUAAACCCAAGAUUUGUCAUCUGGGCAUUUGUCAUUAUGUUUUCGAGAUCUUGUUUUAAUCUUCUAAACCUUGAUGAUUAUUCGACUGUUGAUCGGACUCGUAUACCCAGAGUGAUGACAGUCCCGGCGAAAAUAUCGGAGUUUGAUGAGAGUUAUGAUGAAGGCGAGGUUGAUGAUAAAAGUUGUGAGAGAACUGAGUCCGACGACGUUGUCUCGUCAGUGAGUCAAGAACGCAGAAUCAUUGUGGCAAACCAGUUGCCAAUCAAGACUUUUCGAGAUUCAGAAACCAAGAAAUGGUGCUUUGAAUGGGACAAGGAUGCUUUGGCUUUGCAGCUCAAAGAUGGCUUUUCGCCGGACGUUGAAGUCGUCCAUGUCGGGUGUUUGAAGGCGAAGAUUGACCCUGCGGAGCAAGAAGAGGUGGCUCAGUUUUUGCUGGAUAAAUUUAGGUGUGUACCCACUUUUCUGCCAUUAGAGUUAUUGAACAAGUUCUAUCAUGGCUUCUGUAAGCAUUAUCUUUGGCCUUUGUUUCACUACAUGUUGCCCGUGACACCAAGCCAUGGAGUCCGUUUUGAUCGUACUAUGUGGCAAGCCUAUUUAUCAGCAAACAAGAUUUUUGCUGAUAAGGUAAUAGAGGUGAUCAACCCUGAUGAGGAUUCUGUUUGGGUACACGAUUAUCACCUCAUGGUAUUACCAACUUUCUUGAGAAAAAGAUAUCAUAGAGUAAAGCUUGGGUUUUUCUUGCAUAGUCCCUUUCCAUCGUCGGAAAUAUAUCGAACAUUGCCUGUGAGGGAUGAGAUUUUGAGGGCCUUUUUGAACUGUGAUCUUAUUGGAUUCCAUACAUUUGAUUAUGCAAGGCAUUUCUUGUCAUGUUGUAGAAGAAUGCUGGGAUUGGAUUAUCAGUCCAAAAGGGGUUACAUUGGUCUGGACUAUUAUGGUAGAACUGUCAGCAUUAAGAUCCUCCCUGUUGGUGUUCAUAUGGGUCAGCUUGAAUCCAUUAAAUCUCUGCCGGAAACAGCCAUGAAGGUUCAAGAAUUGAAGGAAAAGUAUGAGGGGAAAACUGUGGUGUUGGGUGUUGAUGAUAUGGAUAUGUUUAAGGGUAUUAGUUUGAAGUUUUUAGCAAUGGGGCAGCUUUUAGAAGAGCACCCUGAAUUUAGGGGAGUAGUGGUUUUGGUUCAAAUUAUGAACCCUGCGAGGAGUUCAGGUAAUGAUAUUCAAGAGGUUCAGAAUGAGAUCAAUAAAGUUGCAGGGGAAAUCAAUCAGAAAUAUGGCCAACCUGGGUAUGAGCCGAUUGUUUGUGUCAAUGGACCAGUUACAACCCAAGACAAAGUUGCAUAUUUUGCAAUUUCUGAGUGUAGUGUGGUGAAUGCUGUGAGGGAUGGCAUGAAUUUGGUGCCUUACAAGUACACAGUUUCCAGGCAGGGUAGCCCUAAUUUAGAUAAGGCCUUGGGGCUCGAUGGGUCGGCAACACCAAGAAAGAGUGUUCUUAUUGUUUCAGAAUUCAUUGGAUGCUCACCAUCUCUCAGUGGGGCAAUCCGGGUUAAUCCUUGGAAUAUUGAUAGUGUGUCGGAUGCUAUGAAUUUGGCAAUCACAAUGCCAGAGGCUGAGAAACAAAUGCGCCAUGAGAAGCACUACAAAUAUAUUAGUUCUCAUGAUGUUGCUUAUUGGGCGAGGAGUUUUGAUCAGGACCUUGAGAGAGCCUGUAGGGAGCAUUAUAUCAAGUGGUGCUGGGAAAUUGGAUUUGGAUUGGGUUUCAGGGUUGUUGCUUUGGGUCCUAAUUUCAGGAAGCUCUCAGUAGAACACAUAGUUGAUUCUUAUAAUAAGACCAACAGCCGGGUUAUACUUCUGGACUAUGAUGGUACCAUGAUGCCACAGGGUCAAGUGAAUAAAACUCCUAGCAGUGAAAUUAUUUCAGUCUUGAAUGGCUUAUGCAGUGACCCCAAAAAUGUUGUUUUUAUAGUGAGUGGCAGAGGAAAGGACUCUCUGAGCAAAUGGUUCUCCCCAUGUGAAAGACUUGGCCUAUCUGCAGAACAUGGUUACUUUACUAGGUGGACUAGAGAUUCCCAGUGGGAGUCCUGCACGUUAGCAAUGGAUGUUGACUGGAAAAAAAUGGCGUUGCCAGUGAUGGAGCAUUAUACGGAGGCAACAGAUGGCUCUUUCAUAGAACAGAAAGAAAGUGCUUUAGUGUGGCACCAUCAAGAAGCUGACCCUGACUUUGGGACAUGGCAAGCAAAGGAGCUUCUAGAUCACUUGGAGAAUGUUCUAGCUAACGAGCCUGUAGUUGUUAAAAGAGGCCAGUACAUUGUUGAAGUGAAACCACAGGGUGUGAGCAAAGGUGUAGUGGUGGAGAGUCUUAUUGCAACCAUACAGAGUAGAGGGAAGCCGCCAGAUUUUGUGGUGUGCAUAGGCGAUGAUCGUUCAGAUGAAGACAUGUUUGAGAGCAUUGCAAGCUCAGUUGCCAACCCGUCCUUGCCUGACAUAGCAGAAGUAUUCGCGUGCACAGUUGGUCAGAAACCAAGUAUGGCAAAAUACUACCUUGAUGAUACAGUUGAAGUAAUUAGGUUGCUGCAAGGCCUUGUCGCAGCAACAUCGUCACAGAAACCAAAGUCUGCUCAUUUCCAAGUCUCAUUUGAAGGGUCUCUUUGAUAGGAUUGACAACUAGGAGAGAUCAUUCAAGUCUCUGCCGUUAAUAGAGGGCAUUUGGCACCAAGUUCAGAGCAGAAUGCUUGCUCUCUGUUGUUGUCUUUUUCGAAGGGGCAGGCACAAUCUAGAGCUAGUGAGAUACCCAGCUUUGUACAGAACAUACUUUACAUUUACAGGUCAUCUCAACACCAAUAGUUGGAAAUUUACCAAAAUUAGUUGAUUCAGGUUUUCAUAGUUCCAUCUGCUGAAUGAACUCGUUUCCAUAACCUUUAGAAAUUUAAUUCUUGAUUCUUUUGUUUAAUAGAAAUCUAUAGCAUGCCUUAAACUACAUGGAUGAUUUUUAGAAUUUGAGCCAAACAAUCACAUUUCAUGAUGAUGCUUGAAACAUGGGUUGUAAUUCCUAAUUUU
Messenger RNA from Ilex paraguariensis (yerba mate), 3269 nucleotides. The record is from the annotation of a GenBank genome assembly. NCBI's taxonomy places the organism in Eukaryota, Viridiplantae, Streptophyta, Magnoliopsida, Aquifoliales, Aquifoliaceae.